Acaulospora morrowiae is the source of this 462-nucleotide messenger RNA. Lineage: Eukaryota; Fungi; Glomeromycota; Glomeromycetes; Diversisporales; Acaulosporaceae. The record is from the annotation of a GenBank genome assembly.
AUGACUAUCAAACAAGAAAAGGUGGAUGAAGACCUCGAAGAAAUGACAAUUGGCCAUCCAAGUGAGAUUCUGAAAGAACAUCCUGAUGAAAAUAAAGCCCAAGUAGUCAAAGACGAUCAAAGGAAUAAUGUCAUGAAAUCCUCUUAUAACAGAGCCCAGGUGAUCAAAAGUAUUGGAAUGCUGGACAAGAGAAAUGACAAAGCAAAGGAGUUGGCAAGCAAACCAGAAAACAAUGGAUUAGUGCGAGACAUAAAGAAGGAGCACUAUCAAGAGAAGAUAUUGGUUGCUUCCGACAGCCCAAAUUCAUGUGAGAAAAUGACAAUUACAGAUGACAGAGCCAUAGUGCCCAAGGUCAUUAGUAACCAGAUCGAAGUAGAAGAUGAAUCAAAAAAAGGAAAUAAGUUGGUAAUGAGCCACGAACAAAACAAAGAACUUUUCAACUACCUGGCCUAUAGCACUUAG